GGAAGCUUAGAAUCAAUCAUCUGUAAAAAUUACUCUAAAUAUUUGAAAUGCAUUUCUUUUGUGGUUGCUAUAAAAGAAAAUGUUUUUAAUGCAGUAUAAUCAGUAACCAUUCAGCUUCGUAAAACAUGAUCUCCAAGUGCAUUUUCGUUCUUGUCGCCAGCAUCAUCUCCAUGACGUAUGCUCAUGGUCAUUUCCCAGUGGAAGAGCACCACGCUCCCAAGCCUUACAAAUUUGGAUACAGCAUUAAAGACAAGCAUGGUGAACAACACAGGGAAGAAUCCGGAACAGGAGGGCACGUGACUGGUAGCUACGGAUUCACCGACGCUCGAGGUGUUAAAAGACAAGUGAACUACGUUGCUGACAAAGCCGGAUUCAGAGCCCAAGUCAAGACUAACGAACCCGGAACCGCAAACCAAAACCCAGCCGCAAUACUCUUAGUCUCCGAUGCUCCUUACACCGGUGGUGAGGGAUACUUGGGUGCGCCUGCAGCAGCUGCUGGAUAUGGAGGUUUAGGAUAUGGUGGUGGAUAUGGAGGAGCUUAUGGAGGCCUUGGUUAUGGUGGAGCUUAUGGAGGUCUUGGUUAUGGUGGAGCUUAUGGAGAUCUUGGUUAUGGUGGAGCUUAUGGAGGACUCGGUUUAGGAAUUUUAGGUGGUUUGGGAUAUGCUAGAUAUGGAUAUUAACUAAAUUAGAGUUUUAUUGAAAUAAUUUUAAUAAUUUGUUUGUAAAUAUUUUGUUCCACUACAAUAACAAAUUGUGCCUCUUCUGAAAAUUUAGUUUUUACUGUCUUGCAUUAUCUUACAUUAUCAUUGACUUGCAUUAUGUUUGUGAUUUUUCUCUAAUUCUAGAACAGAGCUUCCUGCCUUCUUCAUUUUCGUCUCUUUUUUUAAAUAUUGCGUUACAUUACUUUAUUUAUAUGCUUUAACCCUUUGCAUGUUUUACUUAUUUGGGUGUUGUAUUUUCUUUUCAAAAUCUGUUUCUAUAUUGCAUUCAUUUCUAAUUCCAUGGAAUUAAAUUACUUAAGAUUACCCUUGUUUUUCUAUUUAUUUUCGUUACGUUCGUUUAUUAUGUUAUUUUGCAUGUAUUUACUCUUUGACUGUUCUUUUUUUUCUCUUUGAAUUAUUUGAAUGCUUUUAUUUUUUUCUUAUUUUUCAUUUUUUUUUUUUUUAUAUCUUCGAUAUUUAAUACUAUUCCAUGCACAAUUUUAUUUCCUACCUUCAUUUUUGCGAUGUAUAUUUUUGGUGAUAUCUGGUUUUCUUACUUUUAAAUAUGUUCUUCAAUAAAAUGUUUAUUUUUUUCUGCAAGCAGUACUUAUAUCUUUUACUUGUCUUAAGCUUCUUUAGUCUUUCCGCUCUUCUAUGCAUGCCAAGAAUUGUCCUAUUUUCAACCAUAUUUUUAGACUUUCUAGUAUUUUUUAAUAUUUCAUUCUUUUGCAUGUAUUUGUGGAAUAUUGUAGCCAUUUCCCAUUUUUUUUCUCAUGUCAUUUCAAUUUUUCUUUGCAAAGAUGCUUAUUACAAUUUAUAACGUUUUCUCCUGUUAUCUCUCUCUGCAAGAUAGUAAAUCCGUUAUCAUGUUGUGUUAAAUUACUUUGUUAUUCUUAGCUAUAAGUUGCAUUUGCUUCAAAUUCAGUUUUGUAUAUCUUUAAAUAUGUACCAGCUCAAUUGCCUUUCAUGUAUUUUAAUUCACAAUGCUUUAAAUAUUUCCCAUUUUAUGUACGUUAUGUGCAAUGUGUCUAUAAAUGUUUGUAAAUUUGAAUAAAAGAACAACCAGACAAUUGAAAAACUUUA
Molecule: messenger RNA, 1784 nt
Organism: Parasteatoda tepidariorum (common house spider)
Lineage: Eukaryota; Metazoa; Arthropoda; Arachnida; Araneae; Theridiidae
Cellular component (GO): chitin-based extracellular matrix
Molecular function (GO): structural constituent of chitin-based larval cuticle
Source: RefSeq, a predicted model, not a curated record